This is a messenger RNA of Doryrhamphus excisus (bluestripe pipefish), 2653 nucleotides long. The record is from RefSeq and is a predicted model, not a curated record. NCBI's taxonomy places the organism in Eukaryota, Metazoa, Chordata, Actinopteri, Syngnathiformes, Syngnathidae.
GUCGUCAAUGAAAUGAUGUAUCAAUCAGCCACGAAAGACUUCAUUUCUCUGACCCUCAACGACCAAAACUGUCACAUUUACAACAACGGCAAGCACCGCAAACAGUCCUGCUGGAGGCCGAGAUGCUGCUGCCCCAGCAGACCACUCCCUGGAAAAUGGCUGAAGCCACAACAGAGUCAUAGAACGUCUUGAGGAGUGCCCCUUGCACUCCAAAAGACCUCAGUCUCCUGAGCAGAUAGAGUCUGCUCAUGCCCUUCCUGCAAAGUGCUUCUGUGUGAUGAGUCCAGUCCAGUCUAUUGUUGAGAUGAACACCCAGGUACUUGUAAGAUGUCACCAUCUCAAUGUCCAUUCCCUGAAUGUUUACUGGUGUUGGAGGAGAGUGGAUGCGCCUGCGGAAAUCCACCACCAGCUCUCUGGUUUUCCCCGUGUUGAUCUGGAGGCAGUUCCGCUGGCACCAGUCCACGAAGUCCUGUGUCAGUCCUCUGUACUCCAAGUCGUCCCCAUCUGUGAUGAGGCCAACAAUUGCAGAGUCGUCAGAGAACUUCUGCAGGUGGCAGAAAUGGAAGCAGCUGUCUCGGCUCCAGCGAAGCCUCAUUCUCGUUCUUCUUGCUCUGCUGCUCAUUUUGGGACUGCUGUCUUUUUCCAAUGCAUCCAUGCAAAGAAGAGAGUUUCCAAACAAGGAAGACUGGCUGGGGAUGAGUGAUGAUGUUUUGAAGCCUGCAUUUCCUGGUGUAAAGUCCAUGUUUGGGCCAAAUGAGGAGGACAAAGCACCAGCUCCGGUGGUGAGACCAAAUCUUGGUUCAGAUUCUGUUCCAGACCUGAAAGGACCCAACUACCCAGUAUUUCAGAAGAUAUUUCCAAACAAGAGGGGUCCACCAAGCCUUCAGAAGAAUGGGAAUAUUUCAGACACGCUCAUUGUGGCAAGACAAGAAGAAGACGAAGAGGGGGAUGAUGCGGAGAAACCAAAAAAGAUGGUCAGCUGGCGAGGUGCAAUGAUUGAAGCCGAUCAGGUCACUGAGCCCCCACCCUCUGCUAAUGAGAAGGACCAAGCAGCACCCCCGGUACCAGAUGUCCCAGUUGAAACUGUGGUGGAUAGACUGGAAGCUGUGCGUGAUGCCUUCAGACAUGCAUGGAAGGGCUACAAGGACUACGCCUGGGGUCAUGAUGAGCUUAAGCCCAUCUCAAAGUCUUUUGGCGAAUGGUUUGGACUGGGCUUGACCAUCAUUGAUUCUUUGGACACCAUGUGGAUCAUGGGUUUGAAAGAAGAAUUUGCAGAGGCAAAGCAAUGGGUAGAGAAGGAGCUCUCCUUCAACCAAAAUGUGGACGUGAAUCUCUUUGAGACAACCAUACGCGUCCUCGGGGGGCUGCUGAGCACAUACCACCUAUCUGGAGACCAGCUGUUCCUCAAAAAAGCCAAAGAUCUCGGGUCCAGGUUGAUGCCUGCCUUCAAAACACCCUCAAAGAUCCCGUUCUCUGACGUCAACAUUGGGAAAGGAACAGCGCACCCGCCUAGAUGGACAUCGGACAGCUCCAUGGCUGAGGUCACAAGCAUUCAGCUGGAAUUUAGAGAGCUGAGCCGCCUCACACAGGACCCGGUAUACAAGGAGGUCGUAGAUGAGGUGAUGAAGAAGGUCCACAAGCUGCCUGGCAAACACGAUGGUCUGAUACCCAUGUUCAUCAACACCAACAGCGGCCAGUUCUCCCACAGAGGCAUCUACACACUUGGCGCUAGGGCGGACAGCUACUAUGAAUACUUGCUCAAACAAUGGAUCCAGGGAGGCAAGACGGAAGAUGAGUUGUUGGAGGACUACAUUGAAGCAAUCGAUGGAGUUAAAAAACACCUUGUGAGACAGACGGGUGGCCACAAAUUAACGUUUGUUGGAGAGCUCUCCCAUAACCGCUUCAGUCCCAAAAUGGACCACUUGGUGUGCUUUCUGCCAGGAACCUUGGCCCUAGGAGUCCACAAUGAUCUUCCAGGGGAUCACAUGGAUUUAGCGGUAGCAUUGAUGGAGACUUGUCACCAGAUGUACAAACAAAUGGAGACAGGGCUCAGCCCAGAGAUUGCACACUUCAACCUCCAUGCCACCGAUGGACAUGAUAUUAUUGUCAAGCCUGCAGACACGCAUAACCUGCUGAGACCAGAAACGGUGGAAAGUCUGUUCUACAUGUACAGGUUCACAAAAGACCCCAAGUACAGGGACUGGGGAUGGGAAAUUCUGCAGAGUUUCAACAAAUAUACCAAGGUCUCAGACGGAGGCUACACGUCUAUCAACAAUGUCCGUGACCGUGAGAACCCAGAGCCCAGGGACAAGAUGGAAAGUUUCUUUCUGGGUGAGACACUGAAGUACUUUUACCUGCUCUUCUCUGACGAAAAGGACCUUCUCAGUCUGGAUAAAUAUGUGUUCAACACUGAGGCCCACCCCCUCCCCAUAUGGCCCCCGCCACCCAAGUGACCGCACCAUACAGGAAGUGUGCAAAGUGAUCCUUUUUAAAGCUGAAGACGUUCCUCAGUCAGAUGUGUUUCUGAGAAACCGUCCCUACUGGACUGCGGUCUGCAGGUCUGUGCUGGCCUUCCUGGACUUUGGUGGAUUUUGCACGUGGAGGAAUUCAUUUGAGAUUGUUUUUUUUUAAAUAAAUAAAAGGUCUGAGCUGG